This is a messenger RNA of Microplitis demolitor, 3021 nucleotides long. RefSeq names its product lipoma-preferred partner homolog. The annotation marks the transcript as partial. The record is from RefSeq and is a predicted model, not a curated record. NCBI's taxonomy places the organism in Eukaryota, Metazoa, Arthropoda, Insecta, Hymenoptera, Braconidae. Gene Ontology annotation, biological process: cell-cell adhesion. The transcript has a single exon. Gene Ontology annotation, cellular component: focal adhesion; stress fiber.
AAUCUUCUAGAUGAUUUGCCACCGCCACCAGAGCCCACAGAAUACAUUUCCUGCGUUCCUGGGUCAUUUCCACCGCCCCCAGAAGAAUUACCACCGCCACCAAGUCCCGUGUCAUCCAGCUACAGCGAACUACGCCGCGCCACCUACGACCCCCAUCAUCAGACAGAUUACCCACCAGACCACCAUCACCAUCACCACCACCACGACUACCCAAAUGACAUCUACGGACCCAGUUCCCAGUCUAGCUCAACUUACGAGUCGAUCUACGAGCCAAUAAACCCGCGGCCGCCUUCCCAGCUGUCCUGCAACUACUCCAUGUACUCCGGGUACGGGUCAGCGAGUACUCAGCCUCCAGGUAAAGUCUCUCCCGUAAAAGAAGUUGACACUCUCACAGAUUUACUAGUCCAGGGAAUGGAAGACAACCAAGACGACAGUGACAUUUAUGGAAUUUGCGCUCACUGCGGGAAAAAAGUCGAAGGUGAAGGCACCGGGUGUUCGGCAAUGGACAAAGUUUUUCAUAUCGACUGUUUCUGCUGCUUUGUAUGCCGCGUAAAUUUACAGGGAAAGCCUUUUUAUUCACUCGAGGGUAAGCCCUACUGCGAGGAAGACUAUUUGAAUACUUUAGAAAAAUGUUGCGUCUGCACCCGGCCAAUUCUCGAUCGCAUUUUGCGCGCAACUGGGAAACCCUACCACCCAUCUUGUUUCACCUGCGUCGUCUGCGGGCAAAGUUUGGACGGGAUUCCCUUCACUGUCGACGCGACCAAUCAGAUCCACUGCAUCCAGUGCUUCCAUAAAAAAUUUGCUCCCCGUUGCUGCGUCUGCAAGCUUCCGAUUAUGCCAGAGCCUGGACAGGAUGAGACCGUCAGAGUCGUAGCUCUAGAUCGCAGCUUUCAUAUUCAGUGUUACAAGUGCGAGGACUGCGGGCUGCGUUUGUCAUCAGACGCCGAAGGCAGUGGCUGCUAUCCGCUCGAUGACCAUGUUCUCUGCAAGAGCUGCAACGCAAAACGUGUACAGGCACUCACUUCUCAUAUGACUACUGAAUUGUAAAAUAUAAUCAAGGUGCCAUAUUUUUAUUCGUUUAUACUAAUAGCUUAUAAGUUUAUAAACAUUCCAAUAGUCUAUUUGUUCAGUAUUUUUGAGAAAAAGUACUGAAUAUUUUUUUUAGUAUUUGUAUUUUCUAUAAUAUAUUUUAUCUUAUUAUUUUAAAUUAAAUAAAGUAUUAGAUUUAAUUGUAAUCAAAACAAAAUUUAAGUAUCAAAAACUACUUGUCAUAUUUAUCUCCCAAACUAUCACUCCUACGAAAAAAUUUAAUCAGUAGAAAAUUAUCUAGAAUUGAAUAUCCUCUGGAAAGAAUACCAACAAGCCCUACUUAUUCCCAAUUUUUACUAAAUUAAUCAUAUUAACAACAUUCGUAAGUACUCAGUACAUUUAUCUGCCAAACUAUCACUCCUACGAAAAAAUUUAAUCAGUAGAAAAUUGUCUAGAAUUAAAUUUCCUCUGGAAAGAGUACCAACAAGCCCUACUUAUUCCUAAUAUUUACGAAAUUACUCAUAUUAGUAUAAUAUUUGUAGUUAAAAUAUAGAAAAAAUUGAGGUAAAUUUUAAAUACAACUAUUUGGUUAUAAUAAUAGUGACUGGUAAAAAUCAAGACUAAGACGAUUAUCAAAAGUAAGCUAUUGUUUAUUUAUAAACAUUUUAUUAAAUAGUAACAAUUAAAUACAUUUACAUUGACAUUUAUAUUAGAUUAAUUGACUGUUAAAACGCACACAUACACCCGUAUAAUUAUUCCAGUAAAUUAGGAUUGUUAUUAAAAUUUCUAUUGUGAUAAAUAAUGAAUAGUUAAUGGAUAUUUGUAAUCGAUAAAAUAUAUAUAUAUGACUAUAAGAUUUGUUUUUAUGCAACGAGUCUUUAUUGAGAUUUGUUGAUUAUUAUUAUCUUUAUGUAUGGCUUUGUAUUUAUAAUUUGAUAAUAAAUUUUAUCAGUAAAUAUUUCAAUGAUUGUUGAAUUAUUAUCUAUCCAUUAUACAAAAAUUGCAGUGGACUCUAGAUAGGCUAAUUGGGUGACCUGAGUCUGGAGUUUUUCAGUUAGUGUUUGUUUGUAUUUUUUUAAUAAUAUUUUACCCACUCUUGACAAGUGUAUUAAAAAAAAUUAAUUUUGUAAAAUUUUAAAGAUAAAAAAUUUCAUGUUUUAAUCAAUUUUUAAAAAUGUGUGCAGACAAACUUACAAAUAAUUGCCAAAUUUUUUUACAAAGCAUAAAUUCGGUGGUUAAAAAAAAUUAUAAUAAUAUAUGAGAACAAUAAUAUAUAGGCAUAAAUAAUUGAAAAUUUAUUUAUUUAACAUUUGUAUUAUCAUUAUAAUUUUAUUAUAAUUGCUUUAAAUAAAACAAAGGUAAAAAUAAUGUUGAUAUGCACAAAACUAAAAAUAUAUCACUCGUAAAUAUAUAUAUUAUAUUAUAAACUGGUCCUCGAUUUACAGUAAUUAUUAACAUUAUAAUACUGUUGUUCUGUUUGUUUACUUAUUAAUUAAAUGUAAGAUUAUUUAUCAGUUAAUAAAUAAAUAGAAUAAAAAUAUACAUAAAUGCAAUCACAUAAUUAAGAUGCGUGAAUAGAAAUCAUACUUUUUACAUGAGUAUACAAUAUGUAAUUGUAUCGUACAUACACAGAAAAGAGUAAUGAAUUAACUCAUCUUAAGGGGGAUGAUAGCCACUGUGAAAUUUAAGAAAAAAAAUUUUUUUUCUUUAUUAAAUCAAAGUUAAAAAAAACUACUUUUUUUGAACUGGUGGCAUCUAUAAUUUACAUAAAUAUGAACCGAUUAACAAUUUUUUUUUUAUGCAUACAGAUUACAGCGCGACUUGGUUUUUUUGUUUCAGAUAAUCCGUUUUUGAGUUAGAGAUGACACCGUGGUGGGGGAAAUUUUUGUGGUGCUCCACAAAAAUGUGUAUAUCAUUAUAAUAGCAUGAUAUUUUUUAAUAAAAAUUUAGGAGAAUUAUCUUCAAUGUAUACUUUAUAAAACAAAAACAAAA